Molecule: messenger RNA, 1291 nt
Organism: Rhopalosiphum maidis (corn leaf aphid)
Lineage: Eukaryota; Metazoa; Arthropoda; Insecta; Hemiptera; Aphididae
Exons: 5
Coding region: 142-747 (201 amino acids)
Source: RefSeq, a predicted model, not a curated record
AACCGCAAGUGUUGUCUCCGCCUUACACACGUUUUUGGAAAUAAAUGUUUUAAUGUGUAUGCCAACACUACAAGUCAUACAUGCCACUGUGCGAAAUUUAUAAAUAUUCAAAGGUCUGAAGAAAUCGCAGAAAGUGAUGUUAUGAGUAAAACAAAAAAUGAAAAGUGGCUUUCACAAAAUGCGGUUUCAUUGUCAGUUGACAAUACAAGUCCCACAAAUACUACAGUUUGGACAGAUGAAAAUACAUCUUUUAUGUUAAAUUGUUUCCAUAAUUAUUCAAAACAAAUAGGUCCAAUGAAAAAAUUCCAAAACAAAAAGACGAUGUGGACAAAAGUUCGACAAGAUAUGAUAAAGGAAUUAGGUUGUUCAUUUACAGAAACUCAAAUUGAAAACAGAUAUAAAACAGUUUUAAGAAGAAACAUAUCGUUGAUGAAAAAAAAAAAUACUACUGGACCAUCUCCCAAUUUGAGUAGCGUUCAUGAAGAGUUUAGUCAAAUAACAGCAUUGGAUGAUUCUAUUGAACCAUCAGUUUCUGUAGGAACAUCUAGUUCUGGACUGAAAAGAAUAACCAAAGAUGUCCCACAAGAUGAGCCACAAGUUACAAAGAAGGUUAAGACUUCUCUAAAUGAUCUGAUGAUUACCUUGAACAAAGAAAAAGAAGAAGACAGACUAAAGAGAAAACUGAAACGUCAAAAAUGUCACGAACAAAAAAUGAAUAUUCUUAAAAAAAUCUUUAAUAACAAAUAGAUUUUUCUUUUACAACAUUUAUUAAUAUGUUCCUAAUAAUUAAAAUUUACAAAAUACAUAACAAUUUUCGUUUUUUGAAUCCUUUUUCACAAGAUUGUAGUUCUUGGGCGUAUGUUAAUAGUUACAUUUUCUGUAAUUCUUCUACAAGUGGUUGUUCAGGAAAUAAAUCAUCAUCAUCUGUACACAAAUUAUGUAGCUAAUAUAAAAUUUGAAUCUUUCAGCUAAUGAAAAAUAUAAUUGCUAUUUAAUAGUAUAGGAUCUAUGUAUUUAGUUCAUAAGAAGUUAUUACUUUUUCUCUAAUAUGCUCAAACUUCUACACAACGCGUCCGUAAAAAUGUUUAACAGUUUGAUAAAACUAUUAAUUAAAAAAAUUUAAAGUUCGUUUUCAUGCAACUCAGCAUAUAUAUUAUAUUUAAAUAUUUAUCUGGUACAGCAGUACUUGUGUAUUAAUGUAAGUGGUGUAUAGACAUAUCUAGUACUAUAGUGAUUGCAAACUGAACCUCAAGUGAUGCUAAUUUUUUUGUCAGUGAAACAAGGAAAAAUG